Messenger RNA from Anopheles gambiae (African malaria mosquito), 2703 nucleotides. RefSeq names its product transmembrane protein 26. The transcript has 6 exons. NCBI's taxonomy places the organism in Eukaryota, Metazoa, Arthropoda, Insecta, Diptera, Culicidae. The record is from RefSeq and is a predicted model, not a curated record. Bases 1 to 1650 code for a protein of 549 amino acids.
AUGGCGAAGCUGCUCGCAACGUUCAAAGCCACGGUGACGAGGAUUCUGUUUGCCGCCCACGGAUUCAUUGCGAUCUGGCAGGUGACGCAGAACAAGAAGGAACCCAUCUACUGGUGUCUGUGCGCCCCGAUCGGGGUGCUCUUUAUCGAGGGCAUCUUUACGCUGGCGAUCAAGAAGAACCAAGAAUGGCGCUGGUUCUGCCCGUCGGUGUUCCUCUACCUUUCCAGCAUCGUGCCCGCGAUCUGGCUGCUCGAGCUGGACAAGCUGGACAAGCGCACCCGCUACCAGGACCGGAUGCUGAACGAGACGAUCAAUCUGGCGGCGACGGUCGGCAAGGAUCUGAAGGAUCUGAACAAGAUGCUGGGCGUGAAGAUCCAGCUGCCCGACAUUCAGCUCACCGCCGAGAUGUGGGUGACGCUGAUCGAGCAGUUCCUGAUGCUGGUGCUCAUCAUCGGCCGGUGGAUGCUGCCGAAGGGUGACCUUACCCGGGACCAGCUCAGCCAGCUGCUGCUCGUGUACAUCGGGACGGCGGCGGACAUUAUCGAGUUUUUCGACUCGUUCAAGGACGCGAAGAUAGCGAACGAGCCGGUGCUGGUGCUGCUGACGCUCAGCAUCUGGUCCUGGUCGCUGCUCCAGUUCACGAUCGUACUGUCCGCGACGAGGGCGCGCAAACCGCGCGGCGGUGGGGCCCAGCUGCGCGAUGGCCAGGCUGACGAUGCGAGCUGCUGCAAUGUGGCGUGCUGUAACAUCGAUGUGUGGGGCAUCGCGCUGAACAUACUGCUGCAGGACGCACCGUUCCUAACCUUUCGGCUGCUCAUCAUCGUGCACUACAAAAUCAUCACCUACAUGAACAUCUUCUUCACCUGCAAAAAUACGCUCGUGAUACUGCUCCAGCUGUACCGGCUGUACGUGGUAAACUCGGAAAAUCGGAAAGCGGCCGCCACCAAGCGGCGCCUGAAGAUGCGCAGCAAGGCAGAACAAUCAGCAAGCCGGCAGCAGCAGCAGAAGCAGCGAAAAAUCAGCAAAAGAAAAGUAGCCGACGUUGGAGACGACGAACCGGACCAGCUGGACGCUGGAAGAAAGUCAAAGUCACAUUCGCGGAAAAGUCGGUCGUCCUCGUCCCGCAAGGACACUGGCUACUCGACGGCCAGCAGUCAGACGACGGCCGAGCAGCGGCGGCUGCGGAAGUCGACGGCGAAGCCGCGGCCCGGUACCGAGUCGGAUGGGGACGAUCCAUUGCCACCACCGAUCUACAGUGACGAGGAUGAUGGUGGUGAUGGUGAUGAUCGCAACCAAUCGGAUGGUGAGCGUGUUGGACGCCGGUCAAAGGAUGGCAAGGACAGAAAGUCUAGCUCGCGCCACACGGACAGCAACAAAACGGGCGGCAGCAGCAGCAGCCGAAGAAAGCAGCGAACCUCACUUGAUAGCGAUCGUAGCGAGGAUGGUGCAGACACGAGACAGCAGCGCAAAGGCCGUAAAGGAGCUGACGGUGCCGGCGGUAGUUUCGAGAUAAUACACGAAAAAUCGUCCACCGGACAGAAGAAGCAGCAGCAGAAGAAGAAGAACAACAAAUCCAAACGGCCGGCGUCGGAUGAGCUGUCCUCAUCGUCCGGUGCUACGACGAGUGGGUCCAGCUCCGGAUCGGAAUAAAUGUACACACACACACACACACUACCGGUGUGCGGUUGGUUGGAAAAUUUGACUACCUUCGGGAGAGAUCCUUCGCGGUAUUGGGUGCCUUGUGGGCCCGGACCGUGCCCGGGAAGCGUAAAUAUUUGUUCGGCUGUUCAGGAAGGGAAAGCUACAAAUGCAUACCACCGUGCUUGAGGAUAAAUCUCGGCUGCAAACAAAAGCCUGCAAAAGUGUGCCACCUCAUCCCCUGCCCAGGGAUGCUAGCAGUACUCUGUGCAGCUUGGUUGGAAUCUGUGUUUUCGUUAAAACUAAGCGAGUAGGAAAACGUUGGAUGCAAAAAUCUAGUAAGAUUUUUUGGUCAGAUUAUUCGCAAGCUUUAAACCGUCUACAGGUUUAUUCCAAUGCGAAUGGAGAUAUGGUGCGUUUGAUAAGCAUUUGUUAUAAUAGGACCGAAAGGGUGUAAUUAAAUUUUGCAUAAAAAAUACGACACGAACAAACAAUGAGCACCGCUGUCCAGUCCAAAAAGCCCAGUGCCUUCAUAGUGGAUAUUAAUAGUGGUAAAGCACUGGAAGCGUUAUCUGCCUUUUUUUUUUUGUUGGUUUUGUAUGCCCACAUCGUAUACGGCAUUUUCGUUUUUUUACGACACAACAAAUAACUCCCCGUCAGGAAAGUGUCCCCAGCUGAGAUACUGCCACCGGCAGAGCCUACGACCAUUUCGGACACCGCAGUGGUCGGUCAUUGACAACACGUGACACGGGCUGUUUCCCAUUCCCCAUGGCACGCAGCAAGGCGACAACACAACGAAACCACUCAUUCAUCGUUGAUGUGCAUCGCACGCGCUUCGAUUGUGCGGAAGAUAAUGCUUGCCAUUGAUAGGCCGUAUCGGCAUAAUCGGCACGUACGCAACACCACGGACGAAAAUGCCGUCCUCCAACCAUCAUGGAGACGCCUGGUUGCCCGUGUGCGGGCGUUCCAUUUGUUUCGCUUUUUUUUGUGGACUAAAGCUAAAGAGGGGCAAAAGCAGAUGAUUGUCUUUUACAUUGAUUCGUUGUGCAGAGGGGGGGGGGGGGG